Trichogramma pretiosum is the source of this 2602-nucleotide messenger RNA. RefSeq names its product putative helicase mov-10-B.1. The record is from RefSeq and is a predicted model, not a curated record. Gene Ontology annotation, molecular function: ATP hydrolysis activity; RNA binding; 5'-3' RNA helicase activity. The transcript has 11 exons. Bases 145 to 2490 code for a protein of 781 amino acids. NCBI's taxonomy places the organism in Eukaryota, Metazoa, Arthropoda, Insecta, Hymenoptera, Trichogrammatidae.
CAAUUGUCAAAAAUAACGCGUGGAUUGACCUAUAAAAAGUUUGGCCUGUACUUUUAAUAGUAGUACUGUGGCCAAUUGUGAAUUGGAUGCAGAUAACGAGAGCAUUAUAUUUCGUUAAAUGUACCUAACGCUUGAUGAUAAAAAAUGGCUAGCAAUCAUUUCAAUUUUUUGCUUAAUGGCAAUCAUAGAAGGAAUAGUACCUGCAAUCCAUCUGAAAACAAAAGAUCAAACUUUAAACCUUCAGCAGCACCAAAUGUUUGUUUACCUGACUAUGAAAUUCCCAAAGAUUUGAGAGCAGUUUAUAUGGCAGAUGGAAAACCUCUUGUUCAAAUUACUCCUCAAGGUUUAGCAUAUAUGAAACUAAUUCAAAAAUUAAAAAAUCAUGCCAACUUAAAAGUUGAUGAAAAAAGUAUAUUAAAAAUUAUGAAAGUUUUAUUAUAUAUUGAGGAAAUUCAGCAAGAAAUAGAAAUGAAACAAUAUGAUAGAAAAAAUAUACCUCUGGAAAUGUUCCAUCAACACAAUGAUAUUUAUUACAGAAUUUAUAUAAGUGAUUUAGCAGAAGAAAGACCUUCUGUAAGACCAGGUGAUUUUGUCACUAUUUGUAAUGAGAAGAAAAACAAUUUUAAAUUUUGUGUGUUAUACGUAAGAAGUGAUCAUAUUGUUAUCAGAGAUAAUAAGGGUUUUUUUCAAGUUUAUAAAAAAGAAGAAAAGUACACUGUCAAGUUUCAUUAUUUCAACUAUACGGAUCGAUGUUGUCAUUACGCUUUGUUAUUAACUGAAUCAUUUGGAUUGACUUCGAUUUUGUUUCCUGUGAAAAGAAGUAUAAUUUCUAAACAGAAUAACAUUGAAUUUUGCUUCAAUGAAAAUAUAUUAAAUAAUCCGGAGCAGAAGCAAGCAAUUUUGAAUAUUUGUGAAAAAUCUUGUGCGCCAGCUCCCUAUAUUUUAUGGGGACCUCCAGGAACUGGCAAGACUUCAACUUUGGUUGAAGCCAUUUGUCAGAUAUGCAUGUAUAAAGAAGAUAAAAUUCUUGUUUGCACUCCAUCCAACACUGCUGCAGAUGUAAUUACAAAAAGGAUAUUAGAAUAUAUACCAACAUUAGAUAAAGACAUUUAUAGAAUGUAUAGUUUUUCAAAGGAGGGGUCACCAAUUGAUGAUACAAUCAUGGAGUGCUCAAACUCUGUGGAUGGAACUAUACUCAUGUUACCGAAGAAAACAGUUCUUGAGAAAAGAAUAGUCAUUUGUACUUUAUGUGCAGCUACUAGAUUAAUAUUUUUAGGAUUGAAGGAAAAACAUUUUAGUUAUAUUUUCAUAGACGAGGCAGGACAAGCAACUGAACCUGAAACUUUACAGCCAAUUAAUUUGGCAGGUAGUAUGAAAGAAGGAAGAUUUGGCACAUUCCAUAGUCAGUUAAUACUGGCUGGAGAUCCCAAACAAUUAGGUCCUGGAAUAAGGUCAAAGUUAGCUGCACCUAUACUUGGAAAAUCUAUGAUGGAGAGGCUUAUGGAAUCUGAACCGUAUAAGAAAAAUGAACAUAAUCAAUAUAAUCCUCGCUACAUUAGUAAAUUAAUACACAAUUAUAGAAGCCACCCUGCUAUUAUCGAAGUGUCUAACAAAUUGUUUUAUGAUAAUGAAUUGAAGGCUCAUGCUGAUGCUGAAAUAAAAAUUACUGGAAGACUUAAGAAUUUAGUAUCUCCAAAUUUUCCACUUUUAUUUUGUGGUAUAGAUGGAAAGGAAAUAAGAGAUAAUAAAACUCCCAGUCUCUAUAAUAAACCUGAAAUUAAGGCAGUAAUUGAUUAUGUAAAGAUUGUUAUGGAACAAUCAUUUCAAAAUAAGAAAAUGACUGAAGCUGAUAUUGGAAUUGUUACUCCUUUUACUGCCCAGCGUAUGAUGAUAAACCAAGCUUUAAGCUCCUGUGGUUUCAAUAAAAUUAAUGUAGGGACUGUUGAGUUGUUUCAAGGUGAAGAAAGAAAUGUUAUAAUUGUUUCAACUGUAAGAAGCCAAUCGUUUUUUCAUGACAAUAAGCACCAUCUUGGAUUCUUGUCACAUCCAAAAAGAUUCAAUGUGGCAAUUACAAGAGCUAAGUGUCUUUUAAUAGUUAUUGGAAAUCCUAAUGUUUUGCAAAUGGACGAAUAUUGGUAUCAUUUUAUUGAUUAUUGUAUGACCAAUGGUGCAUAUGUUGGGAUUCCAUUUUUCAAAAAAAGAGAAAGCCUCACUCAAAAAUUAAGGGAUUUAAAUAUUAACAAAACAGAAGAAAAUGUGCAAUCAAUAUUGAAUGAUGAUUUAGCAAUUAUUAAUUUAGAUGAUGGCAUUAUAGAAGAUUCAAAGCCCACUGCAAACUUGCAGAGACAAAAUAAUUACCCUAGUACUAGUUACUCUCAAAGUAAUUUAAAACCUCAGAGCAUUCUUGCAGAUUAUAUUGUUCCCAAGAUAAAUGAAACACAAAAGAAGUCUAAAAAUGCCAAAAAAAAGACAAAAAAGACAAUAAAAUAAACUGAGAUCGAUCUAUCUGUAUAAAAAUCUUUUAAGCCUGAAGUAUUUUAAACUUCUAUGACUCUAAAAAGUGAAUUCCUUAAUUCAAAAAUUAUUGUGAUACUAAAUAUUU